UCUUUUAGGUCCAUCUCCCGGCCAUACGGUACAAUCACCGAUGGCCACUCGGGUAUCUGCAUUCCCUAUUAACCCCCUUCAUCGUCAAUCAGAACCGGUAAAUGCCACCAAAGCGUCCGAGGCGGCCGGCUAUAUGCCCCCGCUCUUCCCCACGGAGCUUGGCCAACCUGUUCUCCUGCAAGCGGUAGCCGACACCGCGGCCGCAGCGAAGGCUCUCGCUUCAGCUUCCAGUGUAAAGAAACUGGAAUUACCUCAAUUUUUUGGUAACACGCUGCAAUGGUUACAAUUCAAACGUAUAUAUAACGUAACUAAAAAUAACUUUUCUCCUCUAGACAACAUAAAUCGGCUCCACAAUGCGCUCCGCGGCCCCGCCCGGGACGCCGUCGCGGCGCUGCUGAUGUCCACGGAGGACCCGGAGGAGGUGAUGCGCGCUCUCGAGGACAACUUCGCCCGCCCCGAGCUCAUCGUCUACAAAGAGGUCAAUUCUUUAAAAAACCUUCCUCGCCUGGGAAACGACUUGAAAGAACUAGGAGUACUGUCGAAUAAGACUUGGAGAUCUAACAUUGAUUGGGACACCGAACUCCCACAGACCGAAUCAUCUAAGUGGUUUGAAUGGUUCCAAGAACUUUUAAAAGUUUCUUCGUUGAAGAUCCCGCGUUGGUAUUCAAAAAUAAAAGGCUCGGAACCUUCAUAUCGAGAACUGCAUGUUUUUGCGGAUGCGAGUGAGCUUGCCUACGCCUGUGUCGCAUAUUGGCGCUUAGUGUACCCUGACGGCAGCAUCGAGCUCAUUCUCAUCGCAAGUAAAACGAGGGUCUCCCCACUUAAACCUAUAUCUAUCCCGCGAUUGGAGUUACAAGCCGCUUUGAUAGCUUCUCGAUUAGCACUCGUUAUCAAGGACAGCCAUCGUAAAAAACCAACACGUACAUAUUUUUGGACCGAUUCGAUGACUGUCCUCCAAUGGUUGCGUAGUGAUGCACGAGCGUUUAAGCCUUUUGUUGCCCACCGCCUAGGUGAAAUAUUAGAAAAUUCUGCUGUCAAAGACUGGCACUGGGUACCGACAGACUUAAAUGUGGCUGAUGACGCAACUAGACUUCGUCCAAUUAUUCUAACCCUUUCACAUCGGUGGUUUUUUGGCCCAUCAUUUCUUUUAAAGUCCCCCGAGGACUGGCCCACAGAGCCACUUAAUGUCACAUCGAACCUCGAAGAACUUAAAUGCCAACCAAUUGAGUCGGUGGCGGAUGUCGCCGUCGACGGAUACGUCUGGAAGGACAUCAUACUUGCUAUAUAG
Leguminivora glycinivorella is the source of this 1288-nucleotide messenger RNA. RefSeq lists its product as uncharacterized. The coding region runs from base 41 to 1288 and encodes 415 amino acids. NCBI's taxonomy places the organism in Eukaryota, Metazoa, Arthropoda, Insecta, Lepidoptera, Tortricidae. The record is from RefSeq and is a predicted model, not a curated record. The transcript has 3 exons.